AUGAACUUUAUCAUUCAGAACAACCUUAAAGGAAAGCCUUAUGUCUUCGAUAGAGUGUUACCUCCGAACACAAGCCAGGAACAAGUUUAUAAUGCCUGUGCCAAACAGAUUGUUAAAGAUGUCCUUGAAGGCUACAAUGGGACAAUCUUUGCUUAUGGACAAACAUCUUCUGGAAAAACGCAUACAAUGGAGGGGAAGCUACAUGACUGUCAGCUAAUGGGCAUCAUUCCAAGAAUUGCACAUGACAUCUUUGAUCACAUCUAUUCCAUGGAUGAAAACCUGGAGUUUCACAUAAAGGUUUCCUACUUUGAAAUUUACUUGGACAAAAUAAGGGACUUGCUUGAUGUGUCAAAGACAAAUCUGGCUGUACAUGAAGAUAAAAACAGAGUUCCAUAUGUAAAGGGCUGUACAGAGAGGUUUGUCUCUAGUCCUGAAGAAGUCUUGGAUGUUAUUGAUGAAGGAAAAGCCAACCGCCAUGUAGCUGUUACAAAUAUGAAUGAACACAGCUCUAGAAGCCACAGCAUCUUCUUAAUUAAUAUUAAACAAGAAAACGUAGAAACUGAAAAAAAACUCAGUGGAAAGCUUUAUCUGGUGGAUUUGGCUGGAAGUGAGAAGGUCAGCAAAACUGGAGCAGAGGGCUCUGUUCUUGAUGAAGCUAAAAAUAUCAAUAAGUCUUUGUCUGCUCUGGGCAAUGUGAUAUCAGCUUUGGCAGAGGGAACUAAAACACAUGUUCCAUACCGAGACAGCAAAAUGACUCGAAUUCUUCAAGACUCUCUUGGUGGGAACUGCAGAACUACUAUUGUUAUCUGCUGUUCUCCUUCCAUCUUCAAUGAAGCUGAAACAAAGUCUACCCUGAUGUUUGGACAAAGAGCCAAGACUAUUAAGAACACGGUAUCUGUGAAUCUGGAGCUGACUGCUGAGGAGUGGAAGAAAAAAUAUGAGAAGGAAAAAGACAAAAACAAAGCCCUGAAAAAUGUUAUCCAGCAUCUGGAAAUGGAACUGAACAGGUGGAGAAAUGGAGAAGCUGUGCCAGAGGAUGAACAGAUCAGUGCUAAAGACCAGAAGAAUCUGGAGCCAUGCGAUAACACCCCUAUCAUUGAUAACAUUGCACCUGUUGUUGCUGGCAUUUCCACUGAGGAAAAGAGGAAAUAUGAUGAGGAGAUUGCCAGUCUCUACAGACAGCUGGAUGAUAAGGAUGAUGAAAUCAACCAGCAGAGCCAGUUGGCUGAGAAACUAAAACAGCAGAUGUUGGAUCAAGAGGAGCUUUUGGCAUCCACUAGGAGAGAUUAUGAGAAGAUCCAAGAGGAACUCACUCGUCUUCAGAUUGAGAAUGAGGCAGCGAAAGAUGAGGUGAAAGAGGUCCUCCAGGCUCUGGAGGAACUAGCUGUCAAUUAUGAUCAGAAAUCACAGGAAGUAGAGGACAAGACCCGAGCCAAUGAGCAGCUGGCUGAUGAACUGACACAAAAAACAACGGCUUUGACAGCCACCCAGAAAGAGCUGGGUCAGUUGCAGGAACUGAGCAAUCAUCAGAAAAAAAGAGCUACGGAAAUAUUGAAUUUGCUGCUUAAAGAUCUGGGAGAGAUUGGGGGAAUCAUUGGUACCAAUGAUGUGAAAACAUUAGCAGAUGUGAAUGGGGUAAUUGAGGAGGAGUUCACCAUGGCACGGCUCUACAUCAGCAAAAUGAAAUCUGAGGUUAAAUCGCUGGUGAACCGGAGCAAGCAACUGGAGAGUGCCCAAAUAGACUCCAACAGGAAGAUGAAUGCCAGUGAGAGGGAACUUGCAGCCUGCCAGCUCCUCAUCUCACAGCAUGAAGCAAAGAUCAAGUCUCUGACAGACUACAUGCAAAAUAUGGAACAGAAGAGAAGGCAACUGGAGGAGUCACAGGACUCGCUUAAUGAAGAACUUGCCAAGUUGCGUGCUCAAGAAAAAAUGCAUGAAGUCAGCUUCAAGGAUAAGGAGAAGGAGCAUCUGACUUUACUUCAGGAUGCAGAGGAAAUGAAGAAGGCACUGGAGCAGCAGAUGGAGAGUCACAGGGAAGCCCAUCAGAAGCAGCUGUCCAGGCUGCGAGAUGAGAUUGAAGAGAAGCAGAAAAUAAUUGAUGAAAUAAGAGACAUGAAUCAGAAGCUGCAACUGGAACAAGAGAAACUGAGUGCGGAUUAUGAUAAAUUAAAAAUUGAGGAUCAGGAAAGAGAAAUGAAACUGGAAAAGCUCAUAAUGCUCAAUGAUAAAAGGGAGCAAGCAAGAGAAGAUCUUAAAGGGCUGGAGGAAACUGUGGCAAGAGAACUCCAGACCCUCCACAACCUGCGCAAACUCUUUGUUCAAGACCUCACCACUCGGGUCAAAAAAAGUGUUGAAUUGGACAGCGAUGAUGGAGGGGGAAGUGCUGCUCAGAAACAGAAAAUUUCCUUUCUUGAGAACAACCUGGAGCAGCUUACAAAGGUUCACAAACAGCUGGUACGUGAUAAUGCAGAUCUUCGUUGUGAGCUUCCUAAGCUGGAAAAACGACUUCGAGCUACGGCAGAAAGAGUUAAGGCCUUGGAGAGUGCACUGAAGGAAGCCAAGGAGAAUGCCAUGCGAGACCGCAAACGAUACCAGCAGGAAGUAGAUCGUAUAAAGGAGGCUGUAAGAGCCAAAAACAUGGCAAGAAGAGCGCACACUGCUCAAAUUGCCAAACCUAUCCGCCCUGGCCAUUACCCAGCAUCUUCUCCGACAGCUGUUCAUGCCAUCCGAGGAGGAGGAGGAGGAUUGUCAAACUCCAGCUACUACCAUAAUGUGAAAUAAACAAUACGUCGGACUUCACUUAGCAUGUUAAAGACUGUCAUUAAUUCACUGACUUUUUUUUCUUCAACCUGAUCUGCAUUCUGUUCAACAUGAGCUUUUCACAGACAUCAGCAGCGUACCAGGUUUCAAAUAUUUUGAGCUUUGUAGAAUCUUCAUGUGUACAGAAGUGUUCCACUCCACUCUUCUUCAGAACUAUGUACAAUGUAGUUACCAUAUCCAUCUGUGUAACAAUAGAAAGUCUGCCAUUCCAAAUCUUUCACUGACUGCAUUUGACCUCUUGGCGCUGGUUAGGCUGGGGCCUUUAUGCUGGUAUUGAUGCUUUUUUGAAGUGCUCAAUUGCAUCAGUAAAUCCUGACUUCUGACAGCAAAGAAUCAAUCAUUCAGCAACCAAGUGCCAUUGAAGGCAGGUGAUUGUGUUCCGUCAUGUCUGAUUUACUGUAUAAUAUACAUAUUAUUUUAUAUUUUUAGGGGAAGAAAAUGUGCUGCUAUACGGUUUGAAAUAAUUUUAACACUUAACAUUUUCGGAAAUAAAUUUCCCCAAAGAAGCAUUUGUAAUAUCCUGGUAAAAUCUUUGGAACUGUAUAAUAACAUUAGUACGGGACUUGUUAAAGAUCAAACUAUGGAAUGAAGAGAAAUCUGUUAGUUUAGAUCUAGGUUUUGAAGUUCAGUGGUCACAUGAAUACAUGUAUGUGAGAACUAUCUUAAAAUGUAACAUCUGAUCUGCUUGUAAUUCUACUUCUGAUGAGGGGAUUUCCCUGAGUUUGAUGGCUAGCCCUGUGUUUAUAAGCAUUGUUCAUUAUGGACUCCUGAAAGCUUUCAGAAUGCUGCAAAAAUCUUGUAUUGGAAAAGGUGACAGGUAUGCCACCUCCCCCCACCACUUUUGACAAGCCCUGAUCUGUUCCUGUUGGAAUUCAGAAAUGGGACCUAGCUGCUGAGCACCUAUAGAGAUCUACUGAGGGCUUAAAAGGGAGGAGAGGGUAUCUACCUGAACUGUGCUGUGCAAAGAGAAUUUAGGAACAUGACAUGUCUUAAAACAGCACAUUGCAAGAAGCAAAGAAUGUAUGUAUGUAUUAGAACUUGACAAUAUGCAAGUCUGUUAAUGGGUAGUAUAGUUUUAGCUCAUUCAAAUGAUGAUGAGACUACUUGUCUUUCUUGGUUUCUCCUAUAGUGCCAGAUAAGAUGUUUCCAUCUUCUCAGCAGAGGGCAUUGAAAGAAUUAUGGUAAAAUUAGGUUGGCAGGCAAAAGUCAAACCACUUAUGUUGGAUAUCAACUGCUUUUGUUUCACAUAGACAUUUUAAGCUAUAUUAUGUCUUAAAAGCAGGAUGGAUUUCACAGAGACUAAAGCAGAGUGUACCCUUUAGUCUUGUUUUGCUGCUGUUUGCUUUUAUUUAAUUUUGGAGUUAGUUUUUGGAUUCUGAACAUGUUGUGCUGGUAGACAUAUUACAAACACUUAACUGCCAUAGCAUAUAUCCAAACGUUAUGAAUUGACUUCAGAUUUUUUUUCUAAAGAAGUUAUCUGGAAUCUUUCAACUGUAGCAAAAGAAAUGGGGUUUAAUUUAAUUUUUUUUAAUGUUGCACUAUUUUUGGGAGCAUUUUUGUUAAAAAUAUUUAAUAAAGAUUGAAAAGUUGCAUUUGUUUAAUUUAUUAUGUAUUUCCAAGUUUCAUAAUUCUCUGAUUUUUCUUACUGUGCAUAUACAUUGCCAGGAAAAUGAACUGUGAAUUUGCCAUAUGCAGUCUCUAAUAAUGGGACUAAUUCAAAGCCACUCUGUCCCACCCUAUCAACUAUUCACAGCUUAAAUGUGUAUUCUGAAUAAAGCACCUACUUUCCUUUCAUUUUAUUUCUAAAGCAGUUGUCUUAGGGAGGAGUGUCAACUAUUAAUUGCCAUUGUUUUAUUAGACAUCAAACAUUUUUGUAUUAUUUCCUCAUUCUGAACUAUAUAUAGCUUGAAUGCUAUAGAAUAAAUUUGGUCCCAUGGUCUUGAUUUGAAAUCUGUCACCGAGCAAUUUUUAAGUGUAGCUCUAGUUCAAAAAAUUAUGUGGUCUUCACAUACAUCAGAACAAAAAUAAAACCUUUCAAUUAUACAUAACAGUUUAGACGGUUAUCUUGAGAGUCAUUGAUAAGUUAGCUUUGAUGCCUCUUAAUAAUCAUGUUAGUGCUGAUCAGCCAGUCAGUUCAUCUAGCUUAGAUCACUUAAGCGCCUCCAAGCUAAUUUUUAAAAUUAUGACUAUAAGAUGACUUUCUAUCACUGAAAUGCUUAAGGGGUAUGUUAUACCGUAAUCCUAAAAGAAAGAGUUGCUGGGCGCGCCUACACAUGCAUUAAUAUGCCUUUUCUAAUAUGCAUUAAACUUAGUACCUUCAAUAUGAGGUGCUAAAUUAAUAUGCAUCAGGUAGUGUUAAUGCACAGUAGCGCAUAUGCACACUUUAGUGAUGCUUAAUGUGCAAUAGACUCUUUUACUGUGCAUUAAAGUGCAAUAAAUGUCACAGUUACUAGCGUAAUGUCACAGUUUGUGAUGCUUUAAUGCGCAGUAGUCUACUGCACAUUAAAAUGUACAUGUAGAUGCACCCACUGUUUACCUAAUUGAUCUAAUUACUGCAUCAGUAUAACUUAUUCUGCUUUAAAAACUUUGUUCAGUGAGACUAUUUUAGUUGAGAUUUAAUUUCACACUCUUCAGUUUCUGUUUAGCUUUUUUUAACCACUUUCAUAGUAUCUUGCACAUUUUAUACAUAGAAGUGAAAAUCACGUCUCUGCUACGCAGAGCUCAAAGGCCUGUAAUUUACUAUUUUACCCUAUUUAAUGGUAUUUUACUCUUUCUUUUCUCCCUGAAUAUUGCAUUUUAUAUUUAUUGUAGAUAGUUUUUUUAGUUAACUGACAAAAAUUGUUGUUUAAGUAGUUUAGAUUUAACUUCAUAGCUAACAUUUCAUGCACAGGACAUGUUUGAGUAAAACUGGAAAUGCUGUUUAUGAACAGAAAAUGUUUACAAUAUGAAAGUAAAAUAUGCAUUUUUUUGCUAUUGAUCAAUAAUGUGUUGCUGCUCAGUUGUGUUUCUGUAACUGAUGAGUUCUUAAGUUGUAUUUAUCCUUGAAUUCAUUUUUUAUUAGCUAA
Messenger RNA from Gavialis gangeticus (Gharial), 5885 nucleotides. RefSeq names its product kinesin family member 5C (gene KIF5C). NCBI's taxonomy places the organism in Eukaryota, Metazoa, Chordata, Crocodylia, Gavialidae. The record is from RefSeq and is a predicted model, not a curated record. The transcript is spliced from 26 exons. The coding region runs from base 1 to 2781 and encodes 926 amino acids. Gene Ontology annotation, molecular function: ATP binding; microtubule motor activity; microtubule binding. Gene Ontology annotation, biological process: microtubule-based movement.